AUGUUCUUUCAGCGAAUUUUUGACCGCAAACCAAUUUCAAAUAAUGGACACACUGAAAAUAAUAAAAGUGUCAUUUAUGACUUGAGUGACACAAGUGUUGACAUUGACAAUAGCAAGGAUAAAAACAACAACAACAACAACAACCAUCAAUCAAAUUGCAGUGGAGACUCUCUUGUCAGUGUCUGUGAUAAUAAAAUGCAACGCCGUCCGGAGCUAACAGUGGGCGCCGUACAGUUAACCCCACUGUGGGAACAUGUUUUACGUACGCGUCGCUUGCCGGAAACAAUUUGCCCGGCUACAAUGUAUGGCGAAUUCCACGAGCGAUUGCAGGAUCCAGAGUGGCAGGUUCGGCAACAUGCAUUACGCGUCCUUGUCGAUGUUCUUGUGGUGAUGAAAUCAAGAGCGGACAAGCACAGUGUGCUUGUCCUAGGGGAUCUAAUUAAAAACCUUGGUCAUCAGGCACCAACGGUACGAAAGGGAGCACUGGACUGUCUUCGAGUCUAUCUCACCGAAACAGAAAUGCCCGAAAUUGUCAUGUUGCAGAUUCUGGACACGGGCUUAAGCCAACAACAACAGACAACAUUUGAUGAGCGACUCAGCUGCGGUGUCCUGUUGUCACUGCCCGCAUUAUUGCAAUCGAUUUUGCACACGCCACAACGUGACUUCAUUGUAAAGCACUCUAUAGAGCGUUUAAUGCAGCGCUUGCAACGUCACCAAAACCAACAGGAGAUUACACUGAAAGUGCUAGCGAAAAUCAGUGAACUUCUGGGACUAGAAGAGUUUGAAAGUUAUCUCGAGGACAUAGAAGGCAACGAUGCCUUGGCGCUGUACAAGCAUCUGUGUAAGGUAUACUUGAUAUCAAAUAAACCUUCUUCAAUUGCCAGUGGCAAUGCAGGUGCUUGGCGAGCUCUUCCUCGUGAAUAUACCUGGCGUAGCAGUAGCAAUAUUUCUCAAGCACCUGAGACUCCUGCAUGUCUACCGGAAAAGGGCAAGGUGAUUAUGGAAACGGAAAUCAAAAUCAACGAUGAUACACUGACAAUGCGCAUCCUUGAAGCGGACACUGAGACCGAGGAGACAGAUAGUCCAAUCAUGGAAACAACGGAGCUUGUGUGUCGUCCAUUGGUUAGCGCCUCCUCUCAGCGAGAUAUACGAGAUAAUGCUGGCAUUCUGCAAAUAAUUAGCGACUCGGAAAUAGAUGACACAGCGGAUCCCGAGUCUGAAAAUGCAACGGCAAUGGGAACGCCUUUUCGCAGCUUAAAGCGUGUUACUUUUGGUGGAGAGGUGGUAAAAAUGCGUACACCCGAUAGCGAUGCAGCUUCUUCUGCAAACAACAUUGAGAAUAUAGUGACAGAUGACAACAGACUCAGCGUUAACUCCAAUCCAAUGGAUAAAACUUUAUCGACACCAUCAUCACCAGAGGAGCAGAGAGAAACAGAGAAUAUGGUGAGCUCAGCCAGUGAUAAUGGAAUGACAGAAUUAACCUUGGAGAUUCCCAUCGAUAAUACAAAACCUUUGCCUCGAGCACGAAGUGCACAGUCUCCACAGCGCAGUCACAGCGUUCCAAGUGAACCGAUAUCGACGAUACCCAACGUGACCACAAUCAACUGUAAUAAAACAUCGCCAAAGCGAGAUAUAUCAAAUUCUCCUGCUUAUCGCAGUCGCAGUAUCAGUCCGGCUGGUAGCAGCAACGUCAGUCCAAAAGUACCCCAUAAAGAGAUUGAAGUGUUACAUAAUCUUCAGCGUGAUUCCGAUCCCUCGCCUCGUUCUCUACGACGCAGCGAGUGUAUGGCAAAUGAUGCAGUAACUCCUUCUCCCAUAGCAGUCACCGUGGUGUCCGCGGAUCCACCCUCAACUCCAAAUAGCUGGGAAGAUCUAGACAUUGUCAGCUAUAAAACUAUAAUGGACCUUCGCUCAGGGGACUGGCGAAAUCGUUUGCAAGGAAUAACACAACUAGAGAUAGCACUUAGCUCAUCAGCUAACCUGGUACAAGUGCAACCCUAUUUGGAUAGUCUGCUCCGCACUUUGCUCUCCUCCGAACGUAAUACAAAGGUAGCUGAGCUUAAGCGUGAGCUAUUAGUGAAUCUCAUUUCUCGUCUACCGUUGGACAACUUGGAGGAGCGUACGCAGCUGAUACUGUCAGGACUCUGUCGUCAAGGAAGUGCAGGUGCUAAUCGAGUGUGCAAAGCACUUAUGCAACGUCUACUUGCAGGCACAAUUGUCUCCAAAUUGACAGCGCCGGAAUACUUACAUGCCAAGAGCUCCAAGUUUCGUGAUCAUGCCUUACAAAUGUCUAUAUACGCACUGAUGACAUUUCCCGGCACAUGCUUUGACAUUAAUAUCCUGACUGUACAAGUCACCUAUGCCGCCCUCAACCGGAAACGACGAGUGCGUCAGGCGGCAUUAGAGGUGCUUGCCGUGCUCGCUGAUAUAUCAUCGGUGGACCAGGUUUUGCAAAUUGUGAAAGACGUUGCAGCAAGUGUAGAAUCAGGACCUGCUUUGUUGAUGGCUGUAAAAACACGAUUGUCACGCCCACAAUUGCCCAUUAUAAAACCUGAUGGAGCCGUAUUAUACAUGUUCCAUAAAACAGAUCAGAUUGACACUACGCGUUUUGGUGCAGAUGUCGAUUGGAUUAGGCAAGGUGAAGGCUCAGCCUCUCCGAAGUCCAUGAAAAGGCGUCACAUGGCAAAUAAAACACGAACUCUUCAGGACAGCAGAGAAACUGAAAAUUUGACUGCGAUUGGGACUGAAACAAGCCACAGUUUUCAUACUGAUGAGAACCUGCAUCGGCAUUCUUUUCACUCACCACCUGAAACUUUGGACAUGUCUAGACCAUCGCAUGAUUUUUCUCAAAAGAAAAACUAUGGUACUAGCGUUAUUCAAGGCAAUUUCAUUGAUCGACGCCUGGUAGCCCAGGCACAUUCUGAAUCUUCCGUGGAUGGUAGAAGUACUGACAGCACAACAACAACAUGCAGUAGUGGCAGUGGAAGCGGUAGUGGGAGUUUUAUACAAUUGACACCGUGCAACGCUGCUAUUAACCGAAGAUUAGUCAGACAGAAUUCAAGGUUUCCGGUAAUGAGGCAACACACGGAUUUCAUCACCAAUUUUAUGCGUAAUGUGCACCAAACUCCUUAUCCCUAUAGCUUUGAAAAUUCAAUGUACUCAAAAAUAAAUUAUGCACCGCACAAAACAGAAAAGCAGCAGGGACCUAAAAAGCCACCGACCAAAUCGCAACAUUUUAUUUCCCACCAAAACUGGAUGGCUAAUGUCAGUCAAUCUCAGGUUAAUUUAAAGGUGAAUGAUGCAAUCCAACAGGAUUACCAAGGAUUAGAAACCUCACAAGGAGUAGGCAGGAAUGUGACCAGCACUGCUAAAUCCAAGUUAAAGGUUGAGCCAGAAAGUGAACCGGCAACAACCACAUCAAGACAACCCAUGGCGGUCGAAUCCACACCAGGUCACGUUAUAACACUAAAUGGAGAUGGUUCCCCUUUAUCAGUCAAGUCAACAAGUUACUCACAAAAGUCAACAGCCACGGCUAAAUCGUAUAGCAGUCAUUGCGAAUUGGAUAAACAGGCUGCAAGCCAGAAUUUUAGUCGGAAUGAUGUGGAAGCAAUCAGCUUGGAGCAGCAAUUUGGAGAUCUCAUCGUUGACGACGUAGAGGAUGAAACGGAUUCGCUAACUCAGGAGCCCGUUUUGAAGCGCAACGAAAGCGUCAACAGUCUGCACAGCAAAACAGAAAGCAUAAAGACACAACUGGAAGAUGGUACACCACAAAUGUCACGGGCACAAUCCAUCAAAUCACUUGCCAUUGAAGAGGAGAUUGAAAGUAGCAAUAGUUUUGUAGUUGUCGAGGAACUGCAGCAUGAGCUCGAAUCGAAACAACAGACCAAGUCAAUAGAGGACAACGAAAAGCCUGCGGAAACAGUAUCGCAAGCUUCAUCCAGCAGAAAGGAUGAGAGGACCAUACAUUCAAGAAGCAUCUCACUGGACUCGCUCUAUGGCGCACGACCCGCAUCGAAACAAGGCUCCAUGGACACAAGUAUCUGCACAACGGAUAAUAGUUCACAACUCGACAAUAUAAAAUUACCUGCAAGAGUGCAGCAUACACCGCUAAAACAAAAGUCAAAGACAUCAUAUUUUCUACGUGGCCAACGACGCGUCUCCCCAGUGAAGCAGGCCAUCAAAAUGUCCCAGACGGAACUGUUCCCACCGAACAUGUCUCGAUUUGAAAAGCCACGCGAGGCCUUGAUUAAAACAUUCGAUCAGCUAGAUUCUAGCAAUUGGGAGGUGAACAUGACGGGACUCAAGAGUAUGGUGCGCAUGAUUCGUUAUCAUUCGGAUCUCUUGGACAGUCACAUGCACAUGACGUGUAUUCAACUAACCCGAUCCGUUCGCAAUUUACGCUCCCAAGUGGCUCGUGCUGCCUGUCAGGCCGCAACCGAGUUGUUUACCUUAAAGUGCAAAUCCUUGGAGGUCGAAUGCGAUGAUUUGGUUUGUGCUUUACUCCAUCGUACGGCAGAUACCAAUCGCUUUCUGCGAGCUGAUGCAACGCGUGCCCUGGAGUCUAUGGUUGAUCACUUGCAAGCGCCAAAAGUACUCAAUAUAUUGACGACAAAAGGUGCUCAACACCAAAAUGCCCUGGUGAGGACAACAACUGCUAAACUAUUGUUCCGACUAGUCGAGCGUUUGGGCAGCGAUCGCAUCUAUGCCAUGGCUCGUGAAAGCCGUGACAAAUUCUUCAUGGUGGGGGCGAAUCUUCUGCUUGAGGGCAGCCUGGAGACGCGCAGCUAUGCCAAAUCGUUGUUCCGUGCCUUGUCGGAGCAUGCCAGCUAUCAGCGAUUGCUAUUAGAGGUUAUUCCGGCGCGAACUUAUCGAAAUGUGGAGAAGACAUUAAGAAGCAUAACUCGCUAAGCUUUUUACAUAUUUGUGGGCAGAGCUGGGAGUUGGGAUUCAAAUUGAUUAUAAUUAAAUUAUUAAACAUAGUUGAAACUUCCAGCACUACACAAUUAUUUAAAACUUAUAUCUCCAUUUCAUUAUAAAACAAUUUAAAUCAUUUAGAAAAUAAUAGAUAACAUUUUGAA
Molecule: messenger RNA, 5078 nt
Organism: Drosophila innubila
Lineage: Eukaryota; Metazoa; Arthropoda; Insecta; Diptera; Drosophilidae
Exons: 9
Coding region: 1-4908 (1635 amino acids)
Biological process (GO): mitotic spindle assembly
Cellular component (GO): spindle microtubule; mitotic spindle; cytoplasmic microtubule
Molecular function (GO): microtubule binding
Source: RefSeq, a predicted model, not a curated record